GCUUUCAAACUUAAUUAACUGUUUCAAGGCGGUUGGAACAGUAGGUACCUGAGAGUGGCUGUGUUGUCCGUUUUUAGCGUUUAAUUUUUACGGACCGUGUGUCAUUGUCGUUACUACUACAGCGUGAUGGAGCCACGGCUGCCAGGACUGCUGUUGUCCGUGGUCGCCAGUGGCAGUAGCUGGCUGAUUCCAAGCCUUCUGAUGUUGAGUGCCGUACCUGGGCUGUAUUCUAGCCAGGUGUGGACUGCCUACGUGAACAUCUCUUUUCCCAGCUCCGGUAACAGCACUUUGUGGCAGAGAGAAGAGGAUGGCGUCUACGGUGUACAAUCCUACCGGGAUACGCGCUGGGGGCUGCUGGUGCUACCAUCCUUGAAGGACCGAGACAGGUACCAAGAUGAAGCGAUCUACGGCUGCAGCCGUAAGGUCACCUACCAGGUGCCCACUUAUGUGAAAGACUGGAUAGCUUUGGUGAAGAGGGGGGGCGAGUGCACCUUUUCCCAAAAGAUUCACCAGGCCACCGAUAAGGGAGCGAACGCUGUUGUGGUCUUCAACUCGGACAUGGGCGACGUGGUCAUCCCGAUGUCUCACCCAGACACUGGAAAUGCCGUCGCUAUUAUGAUUGGAAACACGAAGGGCCUGGCCCUAGUUGAUCUUAUUCAGCGUGGAACCCCUGUGUCGAUGAUCAUUGAAGUGGGAAGACUACACGGCCCCACAGCAAACUAUUAUUCUAUUUUUUUUGUGUCCAUUGCCUUUUUUAUAGUCACUGCAGCCACUGUGGGAUACUUCAUUUUUUAUUCCGCACGAAGACUUCGGGUUAUGAGAGCUUUGAAUCGAAGACAGAAACAACUGAAACAAGAUGCCAAGAAAGCUAUUAAUCAACUUCAGCUACGUACUCUGAAGCAGGGUGAUCCGGCACUGGGCCCAGAAGGAGACAGCUGUGCAGUUUGUAUUGAAGUGUACAGGCCCAGUGAUGUAGUACGUAUUUUGACAUGCAACCACUUUUUCCACAAGGCUUGCAUUGAUCCCUGGCUGCUGGAACACAGAACAUGUCCAAUGUGCAAAUGCGACAUUCUGAAAGCGCUUGGAAUUGAGGCUGAUGUGGAGGAAGGCCCUGAGACACCACCAGAACAGGAGACUGUUAUUCCUAGUGCUCCUGAAGGAACUGCAUACACUGAGCCGCAGGACAAUCGAAGUGAAACUGCAUCUUCUGGUUAUGCUUCCGUACAAGGGGUGGAAGAAGCCACUGUGGAUGAAGAUCACUCCUCUCCUUCACAAGGUGAUCGUAUGAAUUUGGUGAACCAUGACAGUGUCCAUGUCGCAGUAAAUGUUCCUCACCAUGACAACCCAACUUUUGAAGCUGAAGAAAGUCACAUUCAGGAAGUGAAAUCGUAAUUUAAAAUUGAAAAAUGUUCAACUUGCACCUUUUUUCUAUGAACUAAAUUGGAGCUGAUUUGAUUUCUUUUAAUUUUAUGUUCUAGAACAUCAGUGUAUAUAAAACUGCUAUGAAUGUUGCGUCUGAAAUUUAAAGUUUUAGAAGAUUUUUUGUUUUAACCUUGAAAUAUUUAAAAGGAAAUGCCCAUGUAAAUGUGUUGAGCAGUUAGGGGGCCAUUAAUCGGCCUUUGAGUUGGGAAGUGUUGUAAGAGAAGGAAGGUUGUCUUUGUACAACUGAUUGUUUUAGCUGUUUUUGCAUGUUUUUCAAAAUUCAGCUACUGCCGUCAUGAAGAAUGCACAUCUUUUAAUUCUCAGAAAGGAAAUGCACUACAUAUAAUUCAUAAUGUUAAAAUUGCAGUAAAUACAAAAUGGUUGGUUUGCUAGAAAUUCAUUCAUUUGACUACAAAGUAAAGGGCCCAGCUUGCUAAACAGCCUUUGCAGGUAACUGGAUUUAAGAAGAAACCGGUAGUCAGGUUAAUUACCUGAUGUAAGGCUAUGUUACAGUACAACAGAGGGUGUAAGGUGCACUCCUUGGACACCAUGUCAGUUUUCUGCUCUGCUAACAAGGACAUGCAGGCAGCUGGAUACUAUAUAAUCCUUACUGAGUCUGGUGGUGGAUUUUUUCAGACAUUUUUAGAAUAAUAUUUGGGUUGUUAAAUAUACCUCUUGUUUUAACUGGCAUUAAAAACACCAUUAACAAAGCUGUAGUUUCUUAUGUAGUAACCUCAUUCUGUUAGUGGGAGCUAAAACACUGAAACCUAAUGAAUGCAAUUCAGUAAAGACUAUUACAUUUGGGUCGACAUUUUCAUGUGUUUCCUGCAUUUUAUAUUUGUGUAAUUUUGAAGAAAACAUGCAUUCACUGUUUUAAUUGAAGUUUACCAGACUUCUGACUUUUGUAUAAUUUGCCACUAUAUUGGAUUUUGUACACAGUAGACCAAAGACUAAUGAAAUGUGCAUCCCAUGCAUACAGUGAGGUAAUACAUACUUGUAGUUCGUGUGUAAACUACUUGCCUCCAUCCCAUUGCUGCUGUGUUUUGGGUAAUAGCUUUUUCACAAGCAGUGCUGGAUACCUAGUAUCACUCUGUCUGCUGCUUUGCCAAUGUGUGCGCUUAUUUACUUCCCUUGUAGCUGGCAUGGAUUAUUUAUAAAACAAAAUGUUGAGGUAGAAUUGUAUGAAACACUAGAUAACAGGGACUAAGCAGAAUUUAACUCUGACAAGACAUGACUAAAUGGUCAGACCUUCAUUUUUGGGAGUGAAUGCUUAACAUGCUUUGUGAACAUCACUUGUACAGUUUCAUUUUUAUGCCAAAUGUAGGACACCGCUGUGACCUUUAUAAUGUCCAUAAAGUAAUGCAAGACUCACUUAUCACAUUUAAAAUAAUGCUGGAACUUGUAAUGCACAGAAUUAACCAUUUUGCUUGUGAACCAAUAGCUCACUAUUUUUUUAAUUGUAUGUUGAUUUGAAAGCACACCUUAGUGUAUUAACAUGAAAGAGGCUGUCUUAUUUCUUUACUACAUUGUGUAACAUGGGAGCAUUUUAUAUGCAAUUAUCUUUCGGUUUUACUGCAGAAUAAAGCAAGGUGCCUUAAUGUUAGAACUUCUUACCUUUGCAAAGCAAAAACUUUGAGCACUUUAUUAUAUUUAAUUUGUCUUAUUGCUGGUUUCUUACUCGUGUUGGGGGGGGGGGUCUUUUAAACUGACCAGCUGUUCAGAAUGUUUGUGAAUCAUAUAAGAAAGAAAUUGCUAGUAUUAAUAUGAAUUAUUUUUUUCUGUGUAUGGAAUUUGGAAAUAUAAGAUGUAAAUAUCUUUGCAGUUUGUACUGUAAAAAUUCUUUGAAUGUAAAUAAAAUUAACUUCUAUUAA
Molecule: messenger RNA, 3293 nt
Organism: Protopterus annectens (West African lungfish)
Lineage: Eukaryota; Metazoa; Chordata; Ceratodontiformes; Protopteridae
Gene: RNF128
Product: ring finger protein 128
Exons: 7
Coding region: 127-1392 (421 amino acids)
Cellular component (GO): nucleoplasm; cytoplasm
Source: RefSeq, a predicted model, not a curated record